This is a messenger RNA of Prunus armeniaca (apricot), 393 nucleotides long. The record is from the annotation of a GenBank genome assembly. NCBI's taxonomy places the organism in Eukaryota, Viridiplantae, Streptophyta, Magnoliopsida, Rosales, Rosaceae.
AUGGGCGUACUGCGCCACCGCCACCGCCACCGCCACCGCCUCCAGCACCACCAUUACAUCAGGCUAUCAACUCUCAUCACAGCCUUCACUUUCCUCUUGUUCACCUCAGCCUCCUCAGCCAUAACCAGUCAAACCCAACUCGGUGGUGGGCAUCAUUCUCAUCAGCAGCAGAAGCAGAGAGAGGAAUAUCAAAUUGGGUCGUCGGCAUUGGAGCGAGUUGAGACUCAGAAGAGCCGGCUGGGUUCAUCGCCACCGAGUUGCAGAUCCAAGUGUGGAAGGUGCUCGCCUUGUAAGGCGGUCCACGUGCCCAUUCAACCAGGUGUCUCUAUACCUCUCGAGUACUAUCCUGAAGCUUGGCGCUGCAAGUGUGGCAACAAACUCUUCAUGCCUUAA